Messenger RNA from Toxorhynchites rutilus septentrionalis, 3441 nucleotides. Its product is annotated as regulator of telomere elongation helicase 1 homolog. The record is from RefSeq and is a predicted model, not a curated record. Gene Ontology annotation, cellular component: nucleus. Gene Ontology annotation, biological process: negative regulation of DNA recombination; regulation of double-strand break repair via homologous recombination; negative regulation of t-circle formation. NCBI's taxonomy places the organism in Eukaryota, Metazoa, Arthropoda, Insecta, Diptera, Culicidae. The transcript is spliced from 5 exons. Bases 80 to 2857 code for a protein of 925 amino acids. Gene Ontology annotation, molecular function: ATP binding; DNA helicase activity; hydrolase activity, acting on acid anhydrides, in phosphorus-containing anhydrides.
UUCCACCGCAUUCAGUGCGUGCAUUGAGUGCAGUGUGCAUCGUAGCAGCGUUUGGCAGUAUCUAGCCGUAAAAAAAGCUAUGCCAAAAAACGUAAUCAAAGGUAUUGCGGUCGAUUUUCCUUUCGAGCCCUACCAAGUGCAGGAAGUUUUUAUGGCCAAAAUUAUGGAUUGUUUGUGGAAUGGCACCAACGGUGUUCUAGAAUCUCCGCCAGGGACCGGAAAAACUCUGAGCUUGCUUUGUUCGACUCUAGCAUGGACACAGAGCAGAAAAGCUUUAGCUCAAGCAAACGCGAAGAAAAGCAAAACAACUGAGUUGAAGAUUGGUCAGAAGGAAAAGCUGAAUCGGUUGGCGAACAGAAAAGUGCUUCGAAGUCUGAACGGAAACACUGACGCGGAGGAGGAAAAACGGAGCGUCCCGAGGAUAAUUUACGCUUCGAGAACACAUUUGCAAUUGACGCAAGCAAUGCGGGAGCUGAAGAAAACAAGCUACAGCUCCAUGAACGCUGUUUCUCUGGGAUCUCGUCAACGACUGUGUAUUCAUCCUGAUGUGUCGACGGGGGAGGGGAAUUCGGCAAAAACGUCUAUGUGCAACGCGACAAUUAAGUCCCAAAAUUGCUCGUUCUACAGCAAAGUGGAAAACAACAGAAGCAAGUCAGCAGUAACGGACUGCAGUUUGAUGGACAUCGAGGAUAUGAUGCAGUUUGGUAAGAGCACUAAGACCUGUCCAUUUUUCUUUUCAAAGCAAUUGGCAGAAAAUGCGGACAUAAUUUUUAUGCUGCACAAUGAAUUGUUAGACCCAAGAGUUCGCAAGGCGAACAAAUUUGACAUUUCGAACACAAUCAUCAUUCUCGAUGAGGCGCACAUCGUACCAAAAUUGUGCGAGGAGUAUGCUUCAACGCGGUUCAAAUCGUCCGACAUUGCUCUUUGUAUUGGAGAUAUCAACUCGGUGAUUGAAAACUCGUACCCUGUUCCAAGAAGCUGUACAAAAAAUUUUACUAGGCAUCAAUUGACUGGGUUGAAAGAUCUGUUACUCAGGCUAGGAAAUGUGCUUGAUAAUAUUAAGGUACCAUCAGAGGGAGGGAGAACAUUUUCCGGGACGUAUAUAUUUGAUCUUCUCGAGAAGGUUAAUAUAAAAGAAAGCAACUGUCAUGUUUUGACUGAUCUACUGGAUAAUAUCAUUCAAUACAUUGCUGUCGUUACCCGGAAGAACUCGUUUAUGCGUCGUGGAGGGUUGCAAAACUUUGCGGAGUUUCUGGCAACUGUUUUCGCCGGUAGGGGCCCUCAGUACCGACAAUCGAUCGAUAAAUGUUACAAGGUGCACAUCGAUCUCGAGGAACCGGAGAAGGUUCGUGGAAAGGUAAAGCAAACAAUCAAUGUGAACGCUAAGGAGCUCAAUUUCUGGUGCUUGAAUCCGGGCUUCGUUAUGCGCCAAUUGUUGGAGGAUAAUGUAAGAAGUAUUAUUUUGACGAGCGGUACACUAGCACCGGUAAAGCCUUUCGCUAGUGAACUGGACAUUCCAAUAGCGGUUCAACUGGAGAACCCACACAUUAUUGAGGACAAUCAGGUUUGCGUUAAAAUUUUGCGACAGGGUCCAGAUAAGGAAUGUCUCGAUUCGAGCUUCAACAACCGUAACAAUCCAAAGUAUAUCGAAAGCCUGGGUCGAACGAUUUUGGCCUUCGCUCCGGUCAUCCAAGGUGGAUUGUUAGUAUUCUUCGGCUCCAAUCAAUUGUUGCGCAAAUGUCAAGAAUCGUGGCAGGCAUCUGACCUUUGGGCUCAGAUUAGUCAAAUUAAGCCAAUUUUUUUGGAGUCUCGGGAAAAGGGUGAUACCCAAAAUAGCGCGUAUCGAUAUACUAGGAAAAUACAGAAACCAAAUGGGAAUGGAGCCAUUUUUAUUGCUGUUUGCAGAGGAAAAUUUUCCGAAGGAAUCGAUUCCACCGAGGUGACGGGUCGAGCUCUAAUGAUGAUCGGACUUCCGUUGCCACCUUCGAAAGACACACGAGUGAUGCUUAAAAAAGAGUAUCUACAAGGCCUUCGAACUGAAGAAAAUGGGUUAGUAACUGGCGAUGAAUGGUACUCAAUUGAGGCAACUAGGGCGGUUAACAAAGCUAUCGGAUGCAUGGUUAGCCAUAGAUAUGACUACGGUGCCAUCCUUCUCUGUGACGUUCGUUUUCACAACCCUCGACAGAAGGCACAGCUUUCAACCUGGGUCCAGAAGCAUUUACCGACUACCCAGUCCCAAACGUUCGGGCCGAUUAUUGGUGAGGUCGCGAAAUUUUUUCGAAGAGCGGAAAAACUCGAAUAUUCAUGGAUGCCACCCCCUCUCAGCCUUGCGCGGGCAAAGUUAGUAGAAAGUUUAGAAGAAGAAAAGAACCUGCAAUAUAUAAAGCACAAUUUCGUGCCCGUAGCAAAGUCAAGAAAGAGAACAUCCGAUAAACAUGUAGUCCCCGAAUCCAUCCUUCAAAUUUACAUACAAGAUCACCUCCCUGAUAGAUCGGAAAACGUUAUGAACACGGACCCGAUGCCAGGUACAACGCAGGGUUUGAUAGCGGAGAAUGAUAGUCCUACUCGGCAGGUACCUCGCAUCCGGGAUGAUCUAAUGAAAGUGAUCCGUUCGUUACUCAGUUCGGAGAGCUAUGAAAAGUUUCGUCGUGCUUUCGAGAGCUACAGAAGAACGGAUGACUUUGCGCAUGUUAUGUCGGCUAUGAUGGAAGCAUUCGGUAGACCAGAUCUUCUGUAUUUGCUGAGGGCUAUGCGGGGAUCUAUGAAGGCAGAACAUCGGACACUUUUCGAUGCUAGAAUAAAACAAGAAUACGGGGUUGUACGAGCACCGAGUGCAGCUAAACAACUAAGAUUUUGAAUUGGUUCUAUGAGAGGAUAGAUAAGUCUGAGCGCCGCAUGAGUAGCAUUAAGCAUGCAUUGAAAUCUAUGACUGUUAAAUUGAAAUCUAUGUAUGAAUUUAUGAAUUUUGUUCGACAAAAUGCACAUUGGAGAGCUAGAUUCCUUCCAGUGUCAUCAAUCAUCACUGGGCGGCGCUUGAUGAAUUACAGCGACUACAGCUAAAACUAAAGCAUGUAACAAUCUGCGACACUUCUGGGUCACUGAAUUCCGUUGCCGCUAGUGAUAAUAUUACAAGAUAAAACUCAUCAAUAUUCCGAUCAGCAAUGUUUUUAAAUUGUUACGUGAGUAUUUAAAGAUUAGGAGUUAGUUUCCGCAAAUGAACACUUCUGAUGUCGUUCUACAGACAGCUAGGCUUUAUACUUCGAUAAGAAAGCAUUAACAAAUUUCACUAGAAGCUGCCUUUUAAUGAAUAUUUUUUAUUCUGAACUUUACUGAAAUAAUUUAUAAUUUUUAUGUUUUACGGUUAGUUUUACUGUUGCGUUUGCAACAAGAGCAAAUAAACCUCUGAAUUUUAACGCGUGUAUUUCAGUGUUAAAAUUUCUU